GUGUGUCUAUUCCACUAGUGGCAACAGAGGAGCUUUUGCACUCAUGAGCAGCUGCCUGUUUGCUUCAACUUAGUGGAUUUAUCUUCUCCAGCCACAAAAAAUCAUCAGAAUGUCCAACAUGUCAAACAUGGGCGAAGAUUUGUACAACUACAUCCUUUCAGAACUUGAGUUCUCCGUUCCCUGUACCAGUAACCUUGUUGCAGUAAACGGCACUGGGGUUGUGAUUGGCUACAUCGUUGUGUUCUUCCUUGGUCUCAUGGGGAAUAGUGUGGUGAUGUUUGCUGUGUGCACCAUGAAGAAGCACAGAACAUCUACUGACGUCUACCUGAUGCACCUGGCAAUUGCUGACCUGCUGUUCUCACUCACACUGCCCUUCUGGGCCGUCUACAUCAACGAAUCGUCUUGGGUUUUCGGCACUUUUCUGUGCAAGUUGCUCUCGGGUGUCCAGGAAGCGGCGUUCUACAGCUGCGUCUUCCUGCUGGCAUGCAUUAGCAUCGACCGCUACGUGGCCAUCGUCAAAGCCACUCAAUUCCUCUCAAAGCAGCACCAUGUAGUGAGGUUAGUCUGUGGCUUGGUAUGGCUAGGGGCCACUAUGCUGUCCAUUCCCGUCGUGGUGCAGCGAGAAGCACUGAGUAUAAAUAACAGUGAAGUACUGCAUUGCUAUGAGAACGUUACGGCGGAGAAGAUGGACGAUUGGCGUUUGGGAUUGCGAGUCCUCCGUCACGUCCUUGGCUUUUUUUUUCCUCUUACAGUCAUGAUGGUCUGCUACGGCUGCACAGUUGGAACCCUCUUUCGUUCACGUAACAGCCAAAAACACAAAGCAAUGAGAGUGAUCUUGUGUGUGGUGCUGGCUUUUGUCAUCUGCUGGCUACCUAAUAAUGUGGCUGUGCUUGUGGACACGCUGAUGCGAGGUGGGCUUGUCAAAGACACAUGCCACAGUCGAGAUAAUCUGGAGGUGGCCAUGUAUAUCACCCAGGCUUUGGCCUUUAUGCACUGCGCCAUCAAUCCGAUCCUCUAUGCCUUUGUGGGCAAGAAGUUCAGGAACCAUCUGCUGGCUUUGCUCUCGAAAAAGGGACUUGUGACCAGGGAACUGUUCAUUCGCUACCGAGCUGGAUCAGUCUACAGUUCAGGCAGCACCAGACACACUUCUGUGACACUGUAGAGCUUCCAUUAACCUUUAUGCCUUUUUUUUUUUUAAGAUCUGUGCUAAAAGGUGGAAGAUUUCCAAUAUGAAAUAUUAUGUGCUCACCUCAAUCAGGACUUUCUUCAGAUCACAGACAACAUAAAUUCAUAUAUGAAAAUAUGGGCAUCAUGGAGUCCCUAUGUGUAAAUAAGAGCAACUCUGUGUGGGCCGUAAAGACCAUAAAUGGGAAAGUGGGUCGGUCUUUGAGUCCAAAAAUAGUUUAAGUAAGGAAGUUAAGUAGUUAAGUAGUUAUGACAUUAUAGCCAUUCAUGCUCUUGUAUUUUCACAUAAUUUAAGAUACCUUGGCAUACCUUGAGAGGACGUAAUAUUCGCAAUUAUUCUUAAUCUCACUGCUAACACUGCAUCUAUAACAUCUAAAUUUAUAUUCAUAAAUGUUCCUGAUCUAUACUGCUAACUGUAUUUAGUUUGCUAACAUGAUCAAACCUGACAGGAUUUUGAGAGGAUUUUUCAGGCAUAAAUGUUCGUAAUCUACACUGCUAACAGUACUUAGCUUGCUAACUUGACAGGAUUUCUGAAAACAAUUUUCAGUCAUAUUCAUUAAUCUGUAAUAUAUGUUCAUAGUCUAUAUGCUAAUGGUAGCUAGCUAGCUGACAAACCUGGCAGGAUUUUUGAGAGUUUUUUGUUAAAGUCAUUAUUCAUAUUCUUCAUCUGUACAGCUAACAAUAGUUAGCUAGCUAAUGUGAACAAAUUGGAUGGGAUUUCUGAGUGGAUUUUUAAGCCAUAUUCAUUAAUGUUCAUAUCAGGUCAUAUUUAGAAUUGUUCAGAACCUUCACUGCUAACUCUAUCCUAUGGACUAAACCAACAUAAAUAGAUAUCUAAGAGGUCUCACCUGACUGAGUGCAAUUAUAAAAACUAAUUCUGAUUGUGGAAUGUCUACCCAGAAAUAUUUGAAUAUAUUAAUUCAUAUAUGAACUGCAUAUAUAUACUUGCCGGUCUGCAGACAGAUCUUCCUGGUUCAGCUUGAUUUCUUGAUUUUUGAAGUUCCUCUAUCUAACAUAUCUUGAUGAUUUUUUUUAGUUCCUUUCAGACCCUCUUGGUUAACACCAACCAAAAGGGCGAUGUUAACGGCUGUUCCAUGAACUCACUUUUUAAAAAUGUUUCACACUUAAACAACCACCUGUCAUCAGAAAGAUUUCUGAGAAAGGACUUUUUUAGACCCCGUUUAUCAGCAUUGUUUAUAUUACUAAUAAUUGGGAUAAAAAAAUAUAUAAGAUAAUGCAUUGUACAAGCCUAAGGUUCAAAUAGAGAGACAGGGGUAGAGUAUAAUAGUUUAUAAAGAUGACAAUAAGAAGUAAAAAGAGGAACCGAAAACAAAUAUUUGCAAAAGUACAUUUCUGAGAAGAAAAUACAUUUUCCGAUGUUCUUUCUUUCUUUCUUUCUUUCUAUCUUUCUUUCUUUCUUUCGCACUGACAAAAUAAAUGAUUUGAAUAUUAA
Pangasianodon hypophthalmus (striped catfish) is the source of this 2638-nucleotide messenger RNA. It is a transcript of the gene cxcr2, whose product is annotated as chemokine (C-X-C motif) receptor 2. Gene Ontology annotation, cellular component: membrane. The record is from RefSeq and is a predicted model, not a curated record. Gene Ontology annotation, molecular function: C-X-C chemokine receptor activity. Bases 110 to 1162 code for a protein of 350 amino acids. The transcript is spliced from 2 exons. Lineage: Eukaryota; Metazoa; Chordata; Actinopteri; Siluriformes; Pangasiidae. Gene Ontology annotation, biological process: immune response; neutrophil chemotaxis; G protein-coupled receptor signaling pathway.